Molecule: messenger RNA, 348 nt
Organism: Penicillium expansum
Lineage: Eukaryota; Fungi; Ascomycota; Eurotiomycetes; Eurotiales; Aspergillaceae
Product: ankyrin repeat domain-containing protein
Exons: 2
Coding region: 1-348 (115 amino acids)
Molecular function (GO): protein binding
Source: RefSeq, a predicted model, not a curated record
AUGCUCGAGAAAGGCGCUGAUAUCACAGCCAAAGACAAAUACGACUGGACGCCGCAACAAUUCGCGGAAAUAAAUGACCACACGGAGGCCGCCGAGCAUGGUUCUAAGGCGCUCACGCGGUUUUUGCCCGAGAAGGGCAUCAAUAAAGAGGCCAAGUCCCAGGGUGGCAGAGCGCCACUGCAUUACGUUGCUGAGGGUGGAUAUGAAUUAGUCGCCCAGCUCCUCCUCAAAGUGGGCGCCGAUAAAGAGGCCAAAGAUUCAGAUAGCUGGACGCCACUGCAGUACGCCGCCGCGAAGGGCACAAGACAGUCGCGCGUCUUCUCAAAUAAACCAUCGAGAUUUUUCUAG